Molecule: messenger RNA, 3949 nt
Organism: Desarmillaria tabescens
Lineage: Eukaryota; Fungi; Basidiomycota; Agaricomycetes; Agaricales; Physalacriaceae
Exons: 2
Coding region: 364-3534 (1056 amino acids)
Source: RefSeq, a predicted model, not a curated record
GGCGCAGCACACGACAAGACGUCUGUUUCAAACGAAGAAAAGAUAUUAGCAAGGAUAAAAAAGUGGUAGGUUCUCGCCUCCUACUGUGUUGUUGUCGAUUUUCGUAAAGAGCUACACACGAGAUCUGGGGCGAAGCGAAAACAUAUAAAAAUCUCGUCAAGACAGAGAGGGUAGAACGGCCUCUUCCGUAUCACCGCCAUCAUGAAGGAGAUGAACGCUUCUGACGAUGGAAGCCGUCAACGUAUGCGACGAAUACCGUGGGAAACGGGAACAAGGUCGGGCCGGUGAUAUUCGGCAAAAGCCGGCAUGCUCUGACCUCUUACCCUCUUUUAAAAAAUCGCGAGCUCGUCGUCUCGCUCUACGAUGCCGAGCAUAUUCUCGAGGUCGAAGUCGUCCUCGACAACGCAGAAGAAUCUCCGACUCGACACGACUACUGACGAAUUCGGACGAGUGUCGUCAAGGUCGUCACAGUCGCCAUUGUCACCACCAGACGGAUUUCUACCAUUCACGCUCGACAGACCGCGCGAUGCCACGGAGAAUGACUACGGGUACCUCGCGUAUGAGAGGCACGUCGUACUUGGCCUCGAGCAGGUCUCGCACCUCGUCGACGUCGUCAGCGAGGAAUUGGGUACCCGUGGGGGCAUAACGACGCCUUUUAUAUUCUCCUCCAUGGCGCUAGACCUGUCCUCGACGUCCACCAAACGACUCAUACGAACUUUUAUUGACGCCUGCGCCGACCCUGGCUCAAAACAACAUCGGUUCCGGGAAGAGGCCCGGUUUGCGGGGCCGCAUGAGCUAGGAAUGCUGUUGCGAUGGGGACUCGGUCGUCUGGUACGGAUUGUUGAUGGACAGGAGGAGCGCGGUCUUAUUUCUUGGGACCAUUAUACUGAUUUUCGAGAUUCAGAGCUCGCAGCAAAUUUCCCUCCUACCCAUUUCUCGACGUUCCUUCCACCAUUACCUGCCCAUCUGCGCUCCAUAGUCAUCACGGUGCUCAGUGUCCUCACACGAUUGACGGCGAACUCAUCGACGUCGGGACACACGCCACCGACGCUUUCCCCGUUGUUCGGGCCCCUCUUCUUCGGCCUGGGCCCGCCGGCACUGCCUUUCCAUCAUACCUACGUCUAUUAUCUACGAGCCACGAACGCCAUGGAACACAUCAUUCUCUCCUUCAUUCGCUUCCAGGAUACUCCAAGGGCAUCGUCUGCGUCAAUGGGUGUCCCUACGCGACUGAAGGAGUGGAUAAAGGGAUAUCCAAUCAUGCUUGCCGAUCAGUCGUUGAGACCGCAACCACGCAAAGGCGCUCGCACUUACCGUGUCCUCAGUGUUCGCCGUAACGUGCGAACGUAUACGAAGGAUCUCGUCAAAUCUGCCUCGACAUGGGAGUGUAAUCUGGGCAAAAUUGUCGGUAAAUCACCCGUCAAGUACUCCGAUGGUUAUAGGAAACGCAUGGAUAUGCCGUCUCAGUUUGAAGCAGGUCAAGAAGACGGUGACCGGUUUCGGAGCCUCACCGAUCUAAAAUGGGGGGAAUUCGAGUCGCUGGGAUUUGGCGGUUUGGGUCAAGAAAAGUUGCAGUUUGAUUUGAACGAGAGUGCCAGAACAGCACGGAGCACUAAACGACAAACACUCAGCUGGAACGACUUCUCAUCCACGGGAUUCACAAGAUCAGAUGUAACGCCUCUCAGUGCGACGUUGCAGUUCUCGCCUCCAAUGUCGGCCACGAUCUCCUCUUAUCAGCCAGCCGAAUACGCCAAGAAGCUGAAAAAGGCCGCAAAGCAUAUACCGGCGUUUGGAUGGGAUACCGAACCCGUUGUAGGACAGGAAGAAGUGAUCGAGGAAGCCUUUUUAGACGUCUUCUGUGACAUUUUCUGUGGAUGGGCUGGCGUAUCAGAGAUUGGCGAGGCUGAACGAGAAUGUAACUGGGCCCUGGUAUGUUCCUUUGUCUACCGUAUAUAUUCUACUCAAGCUUUGCUUCAGAUUGAGUUUCAACCAGACGCCCUACUUCUAUUCGAAGAAUUUGUUCCCCUGGAAUAUCGGCAGCAGAUAAGUUCCUCGUCUUCUGGAUCGAGCCGAAGACGUCUUCCAUCGCUAUUUUCGCCGACAUCAACGUCGCCAAAGAUGAAGUCGAAGUCGAAGAAAGACAAGACUGAGCGGUCGAAGCCCAAGGCGCUGAGCCCAAAGGCUUCGUUCAAAGAGGUCGAGUUUGAGGGCUUGUUGAGGGGUGAUGGCAACCGGAAGACGAAAGUUAUCACUCUUGGAUCGAAGGAAACGCAUACUACAACGAUCGGCUCCCCGAGUGAAGUCGAACCUCCUCCUCCUAUGUUGCAAUCGCUGAGUCAUCAGUCCUCCACCAGAAGUGACGAUUCCUCUUUGACCGCGAGCACGGUCGGGGGUACACCCUCAAAUAGGCGCCGGUUUCGAUUAGGCGGUUCGGGGACUCCCACGAAUGGUGGCUCUGUUAUGGGACGAAAGUCGCUUAUUGGCGGCCUUCCUCCUGCUGAGUACAGCAGUGUGGAUUUUGAGACACGUCUGGCGAGCCUCGAUGGGGAAGACGUAUACGAGGACUACCCGCCUGUAGACGGUAUGCCAAAGAAACGCGAAGUUGCUGACGAUGCGUGGGUGGACAUCUUGGUCGGGAGUCAAGAACGGCGUAUGGCUGGCCAGGAGUAUGGUGGGCGAGGGAAGGACAGAGGAGAGGAUGUUGAUCUCGUCAGUCUCGAAGUGCAGAAGGCGCUUAAGGGCGUCAGAAAGAUGAGCCAGAGCCCGGAGAGCCAGCGAACGGAGAAAGUUCCUGUAAGGGAUGAAGAGGAGGAGUCUAUUGAAGUCGAGAGGGUUCCCUCGAGGCUGGCUAUGAAUGACUAUGUCGACGACCCUCGACAUCCGCAGUACUAUGACGAUUCGCUGGAUUAUGAUGCAGAUGGCCCUUCGAUGACUGAACAGUCAAUUCAAUCGCUCCAUUACGAUCAACAUGAGUCCGAGGAUGACGAACCAGAGCCAGUGUUGGAGGCAGAGGAGGAGAAAGAGGAACCGCCACCCCGACCUAUACCGCCCAAACGACCAGGAUACUUUGACCUUCAUCCGGAACGACGACCUGUAGCGAAUCUCAAUGGCGACGGCGAGGACCCUCGAGCUAGGUUUGGGCACGAUAGCGAUUCUGAAGACGAACUCCUAGGGCCAGGUGUUCGGCCGCUCCCCAGAGUUCCGCCCAUUAUCAACCUCGAUGAGCAGCCCUCACCCUCGACUGCGCCGUUGAAGGUUCCCAACAAGACUGCUGCGUUGAUUGAGAUGUACCGAGAGCGGGAGCGGAAUGGGGCCUCGCAGGUUACUCCUCCGAGGGUGUUGCCUACUCCCGUGGUCGCGCCGCCGAAGAUUGUUACGAUACCAGCGCAGGAGGAGGCGGAAGAGGAGAAGGAGGAGGAAGUACCGCCACCGCCACGUGUACCUAUUAUUGAUGAAGAUCAGGGCCGCGCGAGUCCGGGGCGGUAUGUGCAUGGUGCCCCAUUGCAUAACGUAUUGGAGGAAGAAGAGGAAGAGUAGAUUUUGGUGGUGGUGCGUGGAAUUAUAUGUGUCCCUCCCCUUUUGUUUCGAUUGUUUCUUUAUGCUUGCUCCCUCAUUUUUUUUUCACUUAUUAUACCCCCCCUCCCCCUCAUAUACAACACUCUCACACACACAUACUCAGGAAUUCCGCCUCCGGUUACAAGGAGCCGGACUCUGAAUUUAUAUGUAUAUCCACCGAGUCACUCGUUACUACCUAGUCCGUUUCUUUUUUUUUGGUUUAUUCCAUCCAUUAUCAUGAUCAUUACUAUCUUUCAAUCCAUAUGUUAGUCCUUCCGUAUUGACUUGGCUCUUUUUUCGUUAAUCUGGGCAUUAUGUCGAUUUAACGAGGUUGAAUUCAAGUUGUUAAAUAGAUGAGGGUGGUACCCUAGCCGGAACCGGUGUUCCGUUCCGAUAG